AGUAAGAGGCCACGCCUCCAGCUGACCCCGCAAACCCUAGGGGAGACGAGUGUUCAGGGUUUUUAAAAGUACCUAUAAUAUAUAUAAAUAUAUAUAAAAGCCGGAUUUCAGUUAAGUUCUCGCGCGGAGUUAAACACGUUAUUAGAGUUUUUCUUAGGCAGAAUCGGGAUUUUUGUAUUUUCUGAGGACUUUUCUAUUCUUUCUUGGGUGGCGUGUGGGAAGGAUGGAUGAUAUGCGGCCUAGCGGCGGAGCGACUGGCCACCUCGGGCUCGCCUCGCUCUUUCCGCCGGGUCUCCAGGCCAUUUACACGGAGUGCCGGCGCCUGUAUCCCGAUCAGCCAAACCCGCUCCAAGUCACUGCCAUUGUUAAGUACUGGUUAGGGGGGCCAGAUCCUCUUGACUACAUUAGCAUGUACAGGAACGUGGGAUGUCCUGCCCUAGAUGUACAGGAACACUGGCACUAUGUGAGUUUUGGCCUCAGCGAUCUGUACGGGGACAACAGAGUUCAUGAAUUCACUGGUUUGGAAGGACCAAGCGGGUUUGGAUUUGAGCUCACGUUCCGGCUGAAGAGGGAACCCGGAGAGACCGCUCCCCCGACCUGGCCAGCUGAGCUUAUGCAAGGUUUGGCUCGGUACGUCUUUCAAUCAGAAAACACAUUUUGCAGUGGUGACCACAUUUCAUGGCACAGCCCCCUGGACAACAGUGAGUCCCGAAUCCAGCACAUGCUGCUCACAGAGGACCCCCAGAUGCAACCUGUACAAACCCACUUUGGACUGGUCAGCUUCCUUCAAAUCGUGGGGGUGUGCACAGAAGAGCUCCAAGCUGCACAGCAAUGGAAUGGUCAGGGCAUUUUGGACCUGCUGCGUGGAGUGCGUGUUGCAGGAGGCCCGUGGUUAAUCACUGACAUGAGGAGAGGGGAGACUAUAUUUGAAAUCGACCCUCAUUUACAACAGGAGAGGGUGGAUAAAGGCAUCGAAACGGAUGGCUCUAACCUAAGCGGUGUCAGUGCCAAGUGUGCAUGGGAUGACCUGAGCCGCCCUCCUGAGGACGAGGACGACAGCCGCAGCAUCUGCAUUGGAUCACAGCCACGCAGGCUGUCCGAGAAAGACACUGAACAGAUCAGGGAAGCCCUGAGGAAAGGACUGGAGAUCAACAGCAAGGCAGUCUUACCCCCCAUUAACAGCCAGAGACACCAAGACCGGUCACUACAAUCAGUCGGACAUUUGCAGAGCAAGCAGAAUUCAAGAAGCCGUAAGGACAGUCUGGAAAGUGAGAGCUCAUCCGCUAUUGUUCCUCAUGAGCUGGUCAGGACACGACAGCUGGAGAGUGUGCACCUCAAGUUCAAUCAGGAGUCUGGAACUCUGCUCCCGCUGUGCCUUAGAGGUCGCCUUCUUCAUGGAAGGCACUUCACAUAUAAAAGUAUCAAUGGUGACACAGCUAUCACUUUUGUAUCCACUGGAGUGGAGGGUGCCUUCGCAACAGAAGAGCACCCCUACGCUGCUCAUGGGCCUUGGCUGCAGAUCCUUCUCACUGAAGAGUUUGUGGAGCAUAUGCUAAGCGACCUUCGGGACCUGAGUAUUUGUGAAGAGUCCAAGCUACCAAAGGAAUACAGCUGGCCUGAUAAGAAGCUGAAGAUUUCUAUCCUGCCAGAUCGAGUGUUUGACAGCCCGCUACAAUAAGACUGAGGAAGCCUUGUCUCCUCCCGCGUCUCUGGAGAAGUGCUGAGCCGCAGGGGCUCCACAGAGACUUACGCAUAUACACAGUUGGAGGAAAUGGACACGUAGACACUUGACUCCCUCUCAGACAACUGUUGGCACAAAACACCGAAUAUGCCGUUUCUCACCCAGCAUUAACUCCAUCAUAGCAUUUCUCCUGUUCAGUCGAAUGCAUUUAGUCACUCAUACUGUUCAAUUUUAAAAGUGCCUGUAUUUACAAUGUUUUUACUAUUUUUUUGAAUACUCUGAGAUGGAUUUACUGUAAAAAAGGGCUGUAGCAGGUUUGUUGUGUGCAUUAACCCAGACUGAUAAAUGCAUCAAGUUGCAGAACGACUUGCUGUAAUCAACAACAAAAAAGAAUAUUAUUUAAUGGAGAACAAACAGGGAACAGAUAAUACAGAUUGUUUAUCUUUAUUUUUUUAAUGCGCUCCACAAAUGAUCAUUUUGCAAAAGAGUUUGGCUGAAACCAUGUUUAUAAAUUUUAACGGUUGGGCAUAGCAACUUUCUAAUUCUGCCAAAUAUUCCCCAAUGUUUUCUGUGCCACAGUGAAGUACUGAUACAAAAUCUGCUCAACAUUUGCUUUGCAAAUUAAAGAAUUUUCUGAAAUGUUCACUUUGUGUGCACAAAGAUUGAUUAUGCCAAAGGUGUAUUUCUUAAAAAAUAAAAUCAUUUCUAGUGCUAUAAAUAUAUACUGCCAAUCGAAACAUGAUACAUUUUUAUCUUGUCAAUUUUUAGUACUUUUCUCCAUUGUUUAGAAAUGUACACAUUUAUCAUUAAGUCUUGCUAAGAAAUGUUUACCGGCUCGAGUAAACUUUUUUCCCAGUAGAACUAUAUCUCAUGAAGUCAAGCUGUAAUUAAUCUACCUUUUUUUUUUAAUCAUGAUUUAUUGAAGUGUUUAAAUUGCACUCAAAUUAAAUAUACUAGUGCCUGUUAAAAACUGUGAUUAACACUACCUUCAUUCAAGUUGAUCUAUACCAAAGCCAGUAUUUAAUUAGCAUUCUCAUGUAUUGGAUGUAGGGGAUCAAAAGUCCAUUUUUAUUCUGAUUCCUCUGAUUUCUUUAACCAUUUAAAGUGCAAUGGUUAACGUUUCCACCUGUUGUUCCUGUUACGUUCCAUGUUUUAUAGAUGCAAGUGAAAAGGUGUUUGUGGUACAGUACAUUGGUCCUUUUUGGUAAUGCCUGGAAUGCAUCCUAAACCAUGAGCUGUCUGUAUUUUAUUUUACUUUUUGUGGUGUUUUUUUGGUUUGUUUGUUUGUUUUUAAAUGAUGUGCUUUUGUAGUGUAUUGUUCUUUUUUUAAUAUUCUUUCUCAUCACUAAACUGCCUGUUUUUUAUCACUAUAGUGCAUUAAAGUUUAUUUACAUUUA
Messenger RNA from Silurus meridionalis, 3078 nucleotides. RefSeq names its product suppressor of fused homolog (Drosophila) (gene sufu). Gene Ontology annotation, molecular function: transcription factor binding. NCBI's taxonomy places the organism in Eukaryota, Metazoa, Chordata, Actinopteri, Siluriformes, Siluridae. The record is from RefSeq and is a predicted model, not a curated record. Bases 224 to 1678 code for a protein of 484 amino acids. Gene Ontology annotation, cellular component: nucleus; cytoplasm. The transcript is spliced from 13 exons.